ACUUGCCAUUCUGGUCCUCAGUAGUCCAGGUCUCCCACCUCGAGGCAAUGCUUGUUACUUCUAGGAUAUUAGGAUCGGUGCGAUAACGAGGAUGGCUUUCCCGAUUACCUCAGUAGAUCGGUCACGAUAGACGUAGCAGUGCAUCGCGACAAUCCUCAAAGAGAAGCUCAGUGCGCUGUGCAACCAGGUCAUCACGCCCUCCUUCCACCACCAUUGCCAUUAUAGCGCCAUGCCCAAGGUCAAAAGGACCACUGUGAAGCCGCGUCUUUCUCUACCGCGCCGUCUCUCUGAUGCAGAAGCGCGCGCGCAGUACCGCAAGGAAAGGCUCGGUCUGCCCGGUCCCGUUGAUAGCUGGAUAGCCGCUAGCGCAGCGGAUGACUACAGCAUUGACUCCGGAUGCUCGCUCGAGCCAGAAGAGGUGCAAUGUGCACUCCAGAUGCAGCAAUUCGAAGCGCCCGACGAUAACACCGACUUCAGCGAUCCCGAUACAUUCGUAUUGUAUCUCACCGUGACGGGCGCUGCACUCCUCCGGGAAUCACAUAGCGUGGAGGCCUGCCGCCGCGUUGUCUUGGACAGGUACCAGGGAUGGAGUGAUAGCCUCGAUGCUCCGGAGUGGACAAGGCGGAAACCAGGGCAGACGACUAUGUUUCGGCAGCGCAAAUCCAGUCUAGCGGACGUCGUGCGAAAGGCACUGUGGGAGGACGCCGUCGCGCCUGUGAUCGACGCGCUGGAUGCAGCACGUAUAUCCUGAUAACAAUGUCGCGAAUGUAUUCGUCCGAAACACGCACAGACCAGGAUAAGUCAGGGUUUGCAUUCAGUGGCGUCACAUUCCGUCCGAUGCAAAGUCUCCGCGGGCGGACAUCUGGGGUUCAAUUAUGGGUGGAUCAAGGGGCAUUGUAUGUACAGACGAGAUGAAAAGAUGCUAUGUACCGGAG
Messenger RNA from Fomitopsis serialis, 935 nucleotides. RefSeq lists its product as uncharacterized. Bases 230 to 751 code for a protein of 173 amino acids. The record is from RefSeq and is a predicted model, not a curated record. Lineage: Eukaryota; Fungi; Basidiomycota; Agaricomycetes; Polyporales; Fomitopsidaceae. The transcript has 3 exons.